CCCCCCCCCCCCGCCCCGGCCGGCGGCCCCGGUAUGUCGCGGAAGAAAGCGGCUCGCAGUAAGGGCGGCGGGGCCGCGCCCUCCGCCGCGCUGCCCCCCGCCGCCCAGGGCUCCGGCCGGGCCGCCGCCGCCGCCGCCCCGAGGGGCUCCGCGCCCGCUCCCGAGCUGCCCCGCAACAGCGGAGCGGCGGCGGCGGCGGUGGGUCGUCCCUCGCUGAGCAGCAGCGGGGAGUUCUACGAUCUCGCUUUCAAGGUGAUGCUGGUGGGCGACUCGGGGGUUGGCAAAACCUGCUUGCUGGUGCGGUUCAAAGACGGCGCUUUCCUCGCCGGCAGCUUCAUUUCCACAGUUGGAAUCGACUUCAGGAAUAAGGUGCUGACGGUGGAUGGGGUGAAGGUGAAGCUGCAGAUCUGGGAUACGGCCGGACAGGAGCGCUUCCGCAGCGUCACCCACGCCUACUACCGGGAUGCCCACGCACUGCUCCUACUCUACGAUGUCACCAACAAAGCGUCGUUCGACAACAUCCAGGCUUGGCUGACAGAGAUUCAUGAAUACGCGCAGCAAGAUGUGGUCCUGAUGUUACUGGGAAACAAGGUGGAUUCAGCCCAGGACAGAGUGGUGAAAAGGGAAGAUGGAGAAAAAUUAGCCAAGGAGUACGGAGUGCCCUUUAUGGAGACCAGCGCAAAAAGUGGCCUCAAUGUUGAAUUAGCGUUCACAGCCAUUGCAAAAGAACUGAAGCACAGGUCCAUGAAGCUGCCCAACGAGCCCAAAUUCAAGCUCCACGACUACGUGAAGAAGGAAGUGAGAGGCUCAAGCUGCUGCAGGUCCUAAUGCGCUCGGUGCGUUUGUACAGAGACUCAUGCCAAGUGUUCGUGCGCCGCGCUCUCUCCUCGUGGACAAUGUGUGCAUGUCUGUCUGUCGUGUCUGUAUCUGCCUAAAAGGUGAGCUGAGACAUGGGGAACGGAAGCAGCAGCAGCAGAACAAGCUCGCUCAGAUGGGGCGGACGCUGGCCGUGCUGCAGCCACGUGCCAGGCGCUGCUCUCCAAGCCCCCAUUGCAUCCAUCCGUGCUGCGAGCCCUCCGGCUUCCCUCGCCGGUUGCUCCUGCCUGGCUCGCAGCCGCUCGUCCCCAUGCAGGUGGGAGGGGGGCGGUCGGGAAGGGACUGGGGUGGGCUGGGGUCUCACCGUCGCUCCUUCCAGGGCCGGGGCAGUCGGUAGACCCGGCUGUCUCUACCCGUUCAGCAGCAGCCAGGAGCAUCACGAGGCUUCUUUAAUGUUAGUAACAAUUACGGUGUGACUAAGGGGAACGAAUGCCUUCUCCACACCAAACAUCUGGGUAGGAAAAAGUCCCAAAUUCCCUUUUCUUUCCCUGCGUACCUGGAAUUCAGCUGUUCAGAGCCCUGGCCUGGGGCACACCGGAAAGACUUGUUUUCAAGGCAACCAUUUUUUGUAGUUGCUUACUUAUGUCUGUCCAUCUUUCAUGUGGUUUAACACACCUCCUCACUGAAGGUUUCUCCUCCUCCCUGCAGAAGACAAGAGCUUAGCUGUCUGUUGAGUAAGCUCCUGCUAACCUAUCUGUUGUACAGAGAUUUCCUGAAUGUCUAUCUGUUCGGUAAAGGCUUUGAUUCUCUUACUUCUGCUGUUUCGAGUACUUUAAUUGAGAAGAAAUCUAAUGUAUUGCAGCUUAUUCUAAAUACCUUCAUGUAAGCGUGAUAGCGUUUUUAGACUGCAACAAUGCUUUGGUAUCUUCAAAGUUCUCUUGGGACAGCUCUUUCUUUUAACUGAAGAAAGCUGGGGGAAAUGCUGUAGGCAUUGAUUUUACAGGUUUCAGACUCUCCUGCCAGCUCUCUUCAAUGGACUCCUCAUCCUUUUGGUCUGUGUCAGGCAUUUGGCUUUUUUUUUUUUUUUAAAAGCUGCACUUCUAAGUACAGAUUUGAAUUUGGAUGAAGUGUUUGGCCUGUGGCAGUUUUCUUUGAAAAUUCCACAUGCACAACACCAGGUGCCCACCACACUGAACCUCCUCGUGCUGCCCUAAAUGGGCCACUUAAAAUAACACAUCCUUCACUCUCCAGCCAAGCACGAGCGCUCUCAGCAGUUGGUUUAGAUGCCCCUGCCCCUUGUUUUGCUCGGGGUGUUAGCUCCGGCACUGCAUUCCUGAUGCGCACAAAGACCCUCCGCAGCUACCGUGUGCGAUUCAGACAGGCAGGGACUCCUCAGAGCUACAGUAAAAUGAGCAGCUACUGCUUAAAGUGGGUUCUGCACAAUAACAGUAUGAAAAAGGAUCCUAAAAUAAACCUACUGCAAACAGAGCAUUUUUUCCUAAAUAGCUUUUUAGGGAGAAACAAGUCUUUCAACUGUCUGAUCUAAAUUUUAUUUAAAUUAUUUACUGAAAAACUGUUCCUGCAGGAAUACUUGCAGCGCACAGCCUAGAGCAGACCCCUGCUGCGAGUGCCAGCACUGCAGGAGCAGGCAGGUGAGCUCUGCUGGCAGCAGUAAGCAGGGGCUGUGGGAGAAUGGCAGUCAGGGCCCCCCCUCCGUGUCCCACCUCAGCCGCAAUGCUCCCCACAGAUCCAGGGGGACAGCCAGCACUGGCAGAGCUGCUCCCGCCAGAGCAGCAGCCAUCUAUCCCUCAACCGAGACUUUCUCCGAAAUAACUGGAACAACUCUCUUCACCUUUACCCACUCUAGAAGGCAGCAAUGCCUGCUACAAGUGCUCUCUUAAGACUUGUUCGCAAGUAGCAAUAGAACACAGGGAACGCUCUGAAAGUUGCUCAGGUGCUGUCAAGAAGUGCACAGGAAUCUGUAAAAACUCAGUUUCACGCUGCUUUGGUGAGCUUCGCUGUGUUCCUGUGGCUGCUACUUGACCAGUGUGUCCUACAUGAAGCUGCUUACCUUAGAGCCACCUCCAUUCUCAUUCUGGGCUGUGUAGCACACACUUGCUGGCUGAGAUUAAGGAAAAAAGGGACUGGGAUUUCCUCGAGUCCUGAGCUUGCUAUGUACCAGUAUUUUGGUAUCCCAGCUGUGCAGGGAAGGGCCAGCCCAGCAGAGAGGCACAGAACAGCAGUCAGGCAGCUCCAAUACCCAAUCUGUGCCCAGGUCUGAUUUUGGCUCUGUGUUUUCUCAGCCUGACCUUAGCAGUGCAGCACCAGCCCCUGUCCUGAUGUGCCAGUCACUGCAUGGUCACAUUACUCCAGAAGCUCUAUGGAGUCUCCCCCUAAAGGCAAAAAUAAGCAGCAGUAUUCUUAAUGCUCCCAUCAGGUUGCUGCCUUCCCUCUCCCUCACAGGGCAAUAAAGCCUUGCACCUUGCUGUCCUGAAGAAAAAGCUGGCAACUCUGAACUUACUCCUUCAGUGGGGGACCAAAACUAAUUUAAAUAAGAUGUAAAUGUGACCCUUUGAAUACUUUAAGUAUGCCUGUUGGGAGCCAACUCUACCACAGCAGAGAUAUCACAACUGCAUUUGUGGUAUUAGACCUAAACUUUAAGGCAGACUCAGUCCCCAUCUCUCCCAGUCACAAGUUCCCUCUUUGCGACUGGUCUCCCAAAGCCUGCACAUUGACCUUGCCCUAAAGCUCUUCCUCAGACUGUUCUUUGGCAUCUUCUCACACGGGCCUUUACUGCCACCAAGCGAUGAAGAAUUAAUUGUUCGGUGCAUUCAAACAAGCCAGAGGACUCAGCAUUACAUGCAACUUCUCAUUUUUGCUGGCUCUUGUUUACAGCUUUUGUUUCAUUCCUGUUAAUAAAUUUUUUUAAUAAUC
Aquila chrysaetos chrysaetos is the source of this 3750-nucleotide messenger RNA. RefSeq names its product RAB26, member RAS oncogene family (gene RAB26). NCBI's taxonomy places the organism in Eukaryota, Metazoa, Chordata, Aves, Accipitriformes, Accipitridae. The transcript is spliced from 9 exons. The record is from RefSeq and is a predicted model, not a curated record. Bases 34 to 828 code for a protein of 264 amino acids. Gene Ontology annotation, cellular component: endosome; Golgi apparatus. Gene Ontology annotation, molecular function: GTPase activity; GTP binding.